AUGCGAGUUCGACCAAAUCGUGGUGACCGUUUGGUAGAAGGACGAACAGCUUGUGCAUGUGCUCAUGCAGUACCAGUCAACUGUCACGAUCGACUCCAUGAGACUCAACAUCCUGCCAACAUCUCCAUGAAAAUAUACAGCAUAUGCUACAUGAGCGCUUUACAAGCUCCGCCCCGUCCACUAGCAGUCAACGAGGGCAAAUCGGUCAUUUUCACUCUAGAGCCGUUUUGGCUUGAACCAUAUUGGCGAGAGUUGUUGCUCGAUAAUCUAACAUUCCACUACGACUUCAAUGUCAAGGCUCCGGAGCACUGCGAAGGCACGGUGACGACUUUAGAUGAUGGCCAGCACCUCUGUACCAACUCCAUUGCUCUGAACAUAACGAACUACGAUCAGUACGACGAUGACUUGCCAGAAGAAGUAGAAAUCGACCGCGAUAUCUUUGCAGGAGCACCAGAAGUUCAGGUGUACUACCUCGUUGACGUGAACCGACCAAGACAGUUGGAGGUCAAGGGCGGCUCCAUCACAAUUCAUGAUGCCAAGACAUCGGUCGAGUCCGAAAUACUCAAGUAUGAUCUUACUGCCGGAUACCAACCAACAGAAGAUCUUCCAGCUGUUACUGAAACCCAAGAUGAAGGUGAAGACACCAGUGAAGAGCAAGGUGGUAUCGAUAAUUUUGAAAACCAUAGACCAUCGAAAAGUAAGGAGCGUGAACCUACAAAGGGCGAAAUGCAUGAUAAGAACGUGAAAACUGAUGUGAAAAGUUCUGAAGCGAAAACUACAACAGAAGAACCACAAGUCGAGCAUGAAGAGGAGCAUGGAGACGACGAUAACGAACUUACUACGACUAUGGUGACCCCGAAGACGACAGGAGAACAAGUCUACGUGAAAACAGAAGCUGAUGACGACGAGGAAGUAGAAGAAGAUAAGAAGAAGGAGGAUGAUAUAACCGAAGCCGACGGAAGCCACGAAACCGAAGAAAUUACUGAAUCUACUGCGAAAGCAGAUGACGACUCAGUUGAAGCAAACGCGAAGCAUGAGGAGAAGAUGGAAAAAGAGGGGGACAAUGAAGAGGAAGAGGAGUCAAGUGAGCAGCAUGACGAGGACGAUGACACCGAAACCGAUGAGGAUGAAAAGGAGAAAGACAAUGACGAGGUAACAUGCUGUUCUAACAACCAUUCUAAAGAUUAA
This is a messenger RNA of Haemonchus placei, 1188 nucleotides long. The record is from the annotation of a GenBank genome assembly. Lineage: Eukaryota; Metazoa; Nematoda; Chromadorea; Rhabditida; Trichostrongylidae.